CGUCGAUCGUGUGUCGUCUCGUCUUUUGACAUUGAGAUAGUUGACUCUUGAAAUUGAUACAUCAUGUGAAAGGUACAAAAAUGAAAUUUGACCGCAAAAAUUUUUGUGAUAGUCACAAUGAAUUAGUUUUCCGCUGCAUUGGCACGAGUCGCAUAGACCUGCGCGCAGGACGCACGGUUUGCUCAGUUGGCAACCCAAACAACAGUAAAAAAAGUUUAUUUUACUAGACGGCCAAGGCAUCCCCGAAAUUAUGAAUGAGGUUGGCGAGAUAGAGGCCUCCUCCGCCGCAUUUGCCAAUUGGGUGGAAGAAGAAGCUCAUGCAUAUGUCCAAGAAUGGGCAGUCGGUUCGGUCGACGAAAUCGAGCACGAGCUGAAUGGCCUUUCCUCCCCAGAGUCUAGAGCCGCGAGGUGGAAGACGAUUACGCAGUUGUCCGCGGUGCGGCGUCCGCUGGAGUUAGACCUCCAAAAUCACAAUACCUGCAAAGCGGCUGCGGCCGACGGGCAACUUGGCACGCGAAUAAAAUUGAGCGGUGCGCUUUGGUUCAUGAUUUUUAUCCAACAGCGAAGACACAUGUCGUCCGUCGACUUCGAACUCGAAUCGGCGCCGACCUCUUGCUGCUCCUCUUGUUUCGUUGCUGACGAGCAACCACAAUACGAAGCUUAAUGAAUUUGAAUGACUUAGUAGAGCCGAAGAUGUAUGCAACCCAAACCUCGUCCUCGAGCUCCAUGCAUGAAAAAUAUGAUUGAAGAUGAUGAACACCUCCAACACAAUCUAUCAGGUUCAGGAUCCCAGAGACCGCGUGAGGCUGACGUCUUGUGGUUCCCCAAGAAGCUCAAGAUGAAAAAGAAGAACUCGAAGCUGCAGAGCAAACAACCAAAAGUGAUACACUGUCUGGAGCGAUGGGAUAUAGGAAAAGGGCUACUGCGAAUGACAAUAAAGUCCGAAGGCGCAAUCUUUCCGAGAGGAACGUGGCUCGAUAAAAAUCGAUGGAGGAACUUGCGCGUCAAACUGGUCCAGAAUCAGGUUUCCUAUCUCAACGGUAGAACGGCGCCAGCACACGUCCGGCAGUACAUCCCAGUCGAGAUUCUGCGGAAAGUGGCGGAGUACCUUGAUCCACUCGGGGAUGUAUUGUUCAACCCGGCCUAUUAUGUCGAUUUGGCGUUCAACAAGAGGAGCGCGGACAUGGAGCAACUAAUGCAGAAAGUGUGUAGGCGUUGCAUCGCAGAAGCGAAGGAAGGUAGUUAGCUGUAGCUUUUGUUAUUUGCUACAUCUGCAACACAGUACAUUAGCGUCCAACAGUGUCCAUGUCGUAGGCCAGUGUGCUAGAUCAGUAUGUGUAGUAUGAUUUCUUGUCCUGUUCACAUCAUCAGAGGUGAUUGAAAAGGAACCUACUCCUAGUCCUACUCGAAAAAAAAAACGAGGUAAAUCCUUCCUUAAAGGGACGCUGAGCACCCGUACGAAAACAAACAGCGAAACGACGGUGAUUUCCAUCGGUCUCGGAUCAACCUAUCUUCCCCCGGAAAGGAGAAGAGAUGAAGACUCUUCCUCUUCGUCCGAUUACGACGUUCCGAACCCAGACAUUGAGAUGGAGUGUUUUCCACGGUGGGAAACGUCAACCACGGACAUCGUCUUUAACUCGGACGAAUGGAAGAAAAUUGCUCAAAAAGAGGAGGCGGAUGUGCGCGAGACAUUCGCCCGGCCGACGGCCGUCUGUCUGCAGCUCGUCUGGGCACGCAUGCAUGCAUUUGUGAAGGAAAAGGGCAUGAGUUUAUUCGUCACAAAGAAGGAAGCGGAGGCCAGGCUGUGGAACAUGCGAUGGUAGCGAAUUGUCAUCAAUGUUGAUGAGGCCGAGAAGAAACAGAAGAUGAGAAAAGAAAAUAUCCUCGAGCUACAAAAUAGAGAUCCAGAUCCUUUUCCUUGAUUCCUUGUACUUGAUAUAUCUAGAGAGCUUUAUGAAUUUAUUUUCUGUUGUUGUCGGUUCGCUCGGGUCCCACACUCACUGUAUUCUACAGCUACCCCGACCCCGAGGCCAGUGUGUCAUCAAUUUAUAUAUUUGUGAUUGUGUGUAUGAGUAUGUGUGAGGACUCUUCAGAAACAGCAGAAGAAAAGACAACGAACAAAACCAAAAUCAAAAUCUCUCUUCUACUUUCGGCAAU
Molecule: messenger RNA, 2157 nt
Organism: Amoebophrya sp. A120
Lineage: Eukaryota; Dinophyceae; Syndiniales; Amoebophryaceae
Source: the annotation of a GenBank genome assembly